Messenger RNA from Fusarium keratoplasticum, 1782 nucleotides. RefSeq names its product Zn(2)-C6 fungal-type domain-containing protein. The coding region runs from base 1 to 1782 and encodes 593 amino acids. The record is from RefSeq and is a predicted model, not a curated record. Gene Ontology annotation, biological process: DNA-templated transcription. Gene Ontology annotation, molecular function: zinc ion binding; DNA binding. The transcript has 8 exons. NCBI's taxonomy places the organism in Eukaryota, Fungi, Ascomycota, Sordariomycetes, Hypocreales, Nectriaceae.
AUGGCUUACAACCUUGUGUCAGCUAACCGAGGGCGUGAGUGCAUCUAUCAGCCCAGCAGAAGAGGUGGUGCUCGCGUGAGAAAGAAGAAUCGUGCGUGGGAACAAGCCGUUGCAGAUAAGGAGGCCAUCGAACACAUUCCACAACAUGUGCCUGAUGUUUGGGAUCCUUCCCAAGAUGCCGACGUCAUCUUUGAUGCCCUGUUCUCACAAUCUGUCAUCAGUGGCGGAGACAUCCUUUUUGAGAGUCCACCAGAUGCCUCUUCGCAACUUAUUCCAUCCGUGAGGACGUACCAAGAUGAUGGAGCAAUUCUUGACGCUUAUUACAUUUUCAUACAUCCUUACUUUCCCAUUCUACCUCCACCCACGGCGGUCCCUCGAGACCAGGCCAUUCCACGGUAUCAGAACAACAUGGAUGGCUCAGGAGGCGAGUCAGAGCCGUCGACAUCCAUCAGUCUAGCCAUCUCAGCAAUGCUGGCAUUGAUACCGUGUACCGAAGACCCCCACCCCACAUCUAAGGAAUCGGUGUUGUUCAGGAGGGACUAUGCACAAUAUCUUGCCCAGUGCGCCCUGGAGUGCAUUGAGAUCGAAUCAGAGAUACCCGAGUCGUCGGUCGACCCGGCCAAGGCUCUUCUCCAAACCCCACACUGUGAUUCUAGGGAGCCUUUCCACCCAGAGGUACCCUUGGAGUUAGAGAGCAUCAUAGCUCUCGACAUCUUAAGCGCUUAUGAGUAUGCGCAACGUGGCAAUUUGAAAAAGAUGGAGAGUCGAGCCGGUCAAGCUUUGAUGGCCGCCAUGAGUCUAUCUCUCCAUCUGCGCGACGAUGAUGGCGAACUCAACGAAGCCAAACGAAGGGUCUGGUGGAUGACGUACAUUUGCGUCUCCCAAGCUGCGAUUGUUGGAAACAUCGAACCAUCUAUACUCGCCGUUUUCAUCCCCACCUUUGCGACCGAAUGUCCAGCUCUGAAGUCUGACGCCGAGGCGUUCAGUUUCCUCAUUCAAGCACAGCAGGCAAUGCUUGCAACCACUCAAUUCUCGACGGAACUGAGUAAGGCGGUAAAGUUCAAUGGUGACAUGGACAGAAUAUACGAACGGAUGAGUGAGCUCGACUCGCAUCUAGAGUCUUUAAUCAAGGUGGCCGACUCUUGGGUCCUACAGCCCACCAUGACGGCGACUGUUGAUCCCACCGAAGGAGUCGUCUCAAGAUCCCUAAGGUGCAUGACUAGAAUCAAGCUGAACAGCGCCAGGAUAAAGCUCCAUCGAUACUCGGCUUUUGAGAGCAAGCUUGUUGGUGAGGCAGAGGACUCGCUUUCAGCUUCAGAAUCCUCAUCAGCAACGGCUGCAGAUUCACCGAGCUCUGGGGACACAUCCUCGCUGACAUCUUUGACUUCGUUGACUAAGGUGUCGUCAUGUUCAUCAGAGAACGGCCCAUCAGGGAGCGACUGUUUCAGCAGUCAUCAGUCUGCCAAGAUAUGUUUAAGAGCCGCUCUGAACAUGGCGCAAGCAUUUGACGACUUGCCCUAUCCGAACCCGCCCAGUCAGCAAACUUCAUCCACCGCCUGGCCGCGGAUGAUGCCGUCUCUCGCGUGCUGCGCAUUGCAGUGUGCCUUUGUACUUACGACGAUAGGAAAUCUGACGCGGUCCAGAUAUUCCGGAGAUGCGCAGACGGCCUCGAUAGCAGGUCGGUUACUCGACCGUCUACGAGUGAGCCUGCUAUCGAUAUCAACGGCGUUGGAAAACUAUGCUACGGCGUUUGAGGCUAUCGGGGGCAUGAGCGGUAAGUGA